AAGUCUGUUUGUCAAAGUGCGUCGUCCUGCUGGGUUGGGCCAACGCUGCAGCGUCAGUCAGAUGGUAGUCACACUACACGAAACACGAAACUCAUGCUUCACCUCUAAGAAAAGCAUUUACACCGGAUCGAGGUUUACCAGCAGGUUUCGUUUUGCCUUCAGUAUGGCCGCUCUGGAGGAUGCGCCGUUUUCUCUGCUCAGUUUGGAGGAUGAGUUGAGCUGCAGUAUUUGCCUUAGUCCCUUUGAUUGUCCGGUGACCAUUCCCUGUGGACACAACUUCUGCCAGAGCUGUCUCCUCGCCACAUGGGGGGACAGUGCGCCAUUCAGCUGCCCACAAUGCCGCACGCACUUCGCAACCAAACCCGAGCUGAAGAAAAAUACAGUGCUCAAUAAUGUUGUGGCUACUUUUAAGGUGAGAGCCAACAACCCCGAGCCUGUAAAGUUAAUGGAGGCUAAAGAGGAGAAGGUCACUCCGGUUGUCCCAUCUACACCUGCUGUUAAAUGUGACACGUGCAUGGAGGCGCAGGCUUCCAAAACGUGCCUCACCUGCAUGGCGUCAUACUGCGAUGACCACCUGCGCCCCCACAGAGAAAACCCCGUCUUUCGGCUUCACCAGCUCACCGACCCGGUGGAUGACCUCACUGAACGGAUCUGCUCAGAGCAUCACAAACUCAUGGAGCUCUUCUGUCGUGAGCACAGCCAACCUAUCUGCAGCUUCUGUCUCCAACAAGCGCACAAGGGGUGUACUUUUGUGUCGCCGGAUGAGCAGAGAAACUUGAAAGAGACUGAUCUCCGAGCCAAGCUCUCAUUUUUGGAUGGGAAGAUUAUGAAAAAUGCCACUGUCCUUUCUCAAAUGAAGAAUCAGCAAUUUACUCUCAAGGACUCUGCAACCAACCGGAAGAAGGCUGUGUCAGUGGAGUUUCAGCAGAUGCGUGAGAUGUUGACCUUAGCAGAAAACGAGGCUCUGGGGGUGGUGGACCGUGAGCUGGAGACGGGACAAACCAAACUCGAGGGGCUCAUGAAGAAGUUUAAUGAAAAUGUGGACAACAUGAGCAAAGUCAAAGAGCAGAUCUACACACUGCUGGGACAGUCGCAAACCCAAGCCUUCCUCCAGGCUACAGUUAAUCUACCCCAAGCAGUAAAUUUUGACCCAUACACACCUCGCGUCAACCUGGACUCUAAAAGGGUCCUGGCCUCUCAGGCUUUUGCCACUGCCCUGAAAGAUUACUUGAGGGAGAUCUUCAGACAGCCUGUGGAAGCCAGAAUUUCAAUGAUUAAACAAGAUGUUGUGGUUGAAGGUAAUCCAUCUGGUGAAAGACCUCCACUAAUGCUCUUUCCUGGGCCUUCAAGUCCAGUGCCGCUACUAGAACCAGGAUUCAAAAAGCUCCCAAGGUCUCACAGCCCAGGCCCUGGUCUCACCAAAGUGCCACAGAAGAAGAAGCCACCAAAGCAAAACAAGUCUUCAGAAGGCAGUUUGGAGCACCUGAAUCGCUCGAUGGAUCGUUUGGACUCCAUGACAAAAGACAAACCUGGAGCCCGUCCUCAUGUGUCUGAACGGAAGGAGAAGCCCAGUAGGCCUCAGCCUCCAGAUCACAAUGACCAUACUGAGACGCCCCUGAACAUCACAACUGGAGAAAAACGAAAUGAACUUCUGAAAUAUGGCACGGUCCUAACUCUGGACCCAAAGACAGCUCACAAGCGCAUCCUCCUGACCGAUAACUUCACCAGAGCUGUAGUGUCAGACGAGCACAUAAACUACCCUGACUGCCCCGAACGCUUCGCAGUCUGCUCCCAGGUCCUCGCCUCAAAGGGCUUCUCUACAGGACGCCACUACUGGGAAAUCAAGAUGACCAGCAACAACUUCAUAGGCAUCGGUUUGGCUUACGACACCAUUGAUCGUAAGGGGCCGAAUAGUCGCUUGGGUAGAAACAAGCAAUCAUGGUGCGUAGAGUGGUUCAAUGUUAAACUAUCGGCGUGGCAUAACAGCAAUGAGUCUGUGUUGGCUAAUCCCAAUCCCAAACGUGUGGGCGUGCUGUUAGAUUAUGAGGGGGGAACUGCAACCUUUUACACUGUGGCAGACAGGGCCUAUCCCUUCCACACUUUUGUUUUCCCUUUCGCUAAACCAGUGUACCCAGCAUUCUGGAUCUUCUCAAGUGGGUCGUCUGUAAGUUUGUGCAAGCUGGUACCCUAAGAUGCAAAGAUACAGACACCUACCAAUAAAAAACGGUAGAGAGGAAAAGUACAUUUAUAAAAAAAAAAAAAAAAAAAAAAAAAAUCUGAACACGUGGUCCUAAAUAAAAAUAAUAUAACGUGUUUGAUUCGUAUAACCUGCAUAAUAAAUUAACCAUUAACAGUACACUUU
Messenger RNA from Boleophthalmus pectinirostris (great blue-spotted mudskipper), 2362 nucleotides. It is a transcript of the gene trim25, whose product is annotated as tripartite motif containing 25. The record is from RefSeq and is a predicted model, not a curated record. Gene Ontology annotation, molecular function: protein binding; zinc ion binding. NCBI's taxonomy places the organism in Eukaryota, Metazoa, Chordata, Actinopteri, Gobiiformes, Gobiidae. The transcript is spliced from 11 exons. Bases 62 to 2191 code for a protein of 709 amino acids.